AUGCGACAACCAACAAUGCCUAUCCGCUCGCCCUUUGAGUCUUCCAUUGCGAAGCCGGGCCAGGGCAACGUCGUCCUCUCUCUCCUUCCGCCGAACAACCCCACCCUCACCACCCUCACCUACAAAUACCCAUUAAAGCUGGUCCCACGUGCACCAGGGUUCAUCCCGGAGCCUGACCCGGCUGCACUAUCAGACAAGUGCCCGUCAAUGCCUGUCCACCUCUACCUCCUUACAUAUGGCGGCGGCCUUUUACCGGGUGACCAUAUUGAAGUGUCGAUCAAGCUUGAUCCCCGCACAAGAAUGGUCGUGACCACCCCGCAAGGCAGCACCAAGAUCUUCAAAACUGAUUCCAGCCCCAAAUCAAAUUUUAACGUCAUCAAAGGCCACCGCAAGAAGUUGCCCGCCAACGAAAGCAUUUCAGACAUGAGCCAGCAAUCAUUAGAUGUGAAGAUUGGCCGCCAGGCUGCUAUUUGCUACCUCCCUGACCCCUCUGUACCAUACAAGGACAGCCGCUAUGCCCAGGUCCAAUCCUUCACCGUUGACGCCACGGCGAAGGGUGAUCAGCGUAGCAGUCUUUGUGUCCUAGAUUGGGUAACACAGGGCCGCACAUCGCGUGGUGAGAACUGGAACUUCCGGUACUGGAAGGGCCGCAACGAAGUCUGGGCUACAGACGAGAAAACUGGCAAGACUAGACUCUUGCUACGUGACUCCGUCAUCCUAGACGACGAGUCUGAAGCUAUAGAUGCCGAUGACGACGAGGAUCUGGAUUCAACCAAUGUGAGCGGAGUAAACAGCCAUACUGUCCACGCAGAAACUCCACCGCCUCAAGCUGGUCUUGUGCCAUUGAAUAUCAUCCGAGAACGGACACGGCCGCAUGGUGUUGUGGGCACGUUGAUUCUAUCCGGCCCCGUCUUCGACUCCGUCGGUGCCUACUUCAUGCACCAAUUCACAUCACAGCCGCGGAUCGGCAGCCGAAAUUGGGCUUCUGAUUCGUCGGCACCGGAACCCUCGCUGAGCACCAAUGAUGACGUUACUUGGACAGCUGCACGCGUGCGCGCUGGUUUCGUGUUGGUUAAGUUUGGUGCCAAGGACUUUGAAACAGCCAAGGUCUGGCUUGGCGGUUUGCUCCGUGAAGAAGGCAGUAUUGCACGCGAAUUCGGCGAAGAGGCACUCUUCUGUCUUUGA
Molecule: messenger RNA, 1185 nt
Organism: Penicillium odoratum
Lineage: Eukaryota; Fungi; Ascomycota; Eurotiomycetes; Eurotiales; Aspergillaceae
Product: urease accessory protein UreD
Exons: 1
Coding region: 1-1185 (394 amino acids)
Molecular function (GO): nickel cation binding
Source: RefSeq, a predicted model, not a curated record